Limanda limanda (common dab) is the source of this 3424-nucleotide messenger RNA. It is a transcript of the gene inpp5e, whose product is annotated as inositol polyphosphate-5-phosphatase E. Gene Ontology annotation, molecular function: inositol-polyphosphate 5-phosphatase activity. The coding region runs from base 139 to 2058 and encodes 639 amino acids. Lineage: Eukaryota; Metazoa; Chordata; Actinopteri; Pleuronectiformes; Pleuronectidae. The transcript is spliced from 11 exons. The record is from RefSeq and is a predicted model, not a curated record. Gene Ontology annotation, biological process: phosphatidylinositol dephosphorylation.
CGCUUCUGUCAAACUUCGCCUGAUCGAGAGCAGACAGCUGAGCACGAGAGGUAACUUCACUUCAGAAGGUCUGUGUCACUCAAGCGAUGAGAGACGUUUUACCCUCUGACCACAGCGGGUCUCAGACAUGACAAGAGGAUGACUCAGAAUGGCGAGGACGGCGGCGUCCAUCAGCACAGUGAAGCUCCUGACAUAAGAGGUUCAGUUGUCAAGGACAGCCGGCCAUUCAAAGCUCCCUUAGUGGAUGUCAAGCAACAACAUGAUGCCCUUAAACUCACUGCUAGGAACAGAGAGGGAGAGCUCAUUCCUUACCAGCCUCGGCCGCCCUUAAUACCCAGGCAGACAAAGUCCAAGAGGAGUGUCUCCGUUGAGGAGACGGUGAGAAACAGGAGGCUGAGAAACAGCCAGGAGAGCCUGAGUGACCCGGCUGAGACCGGCUCCUCCACAGACUCGCUUAAAGACGACCAAACAGGACCGAAUCCAGGUGGGUUCAUCUUCAGUAGCGCUGCAGCCGUCAGGAACAAGGACUCCGGUGCGAGGCCCGUCUCUGCCACUUCAACAGGAUCCCCAGUCUUCCGGGAGCGAGGGAGCAGUCUCUCAGAUUAUGAGAGGAGGCCUCACAGCCAGCAGAGCGACCCCACGGACCAGCUGGCUCGGCCCACCAAGGUACGCCUGUCCCCGGUGCAACCAACCGGGCCGCUGCCCACUCUGGAGAAGGGCUUUGUGGCAGCCACUUUAAAGGCUGCUAAUAGGAUUGACAGGGAUUGUUUGGAUUAUGCCUCGCUGGCCAGAGAGAAGCUCGGGGAGAGACUCCACAGGAACCUGAGCGACAGCCGGCUCCUGGAGAACAUGGGGUCGGAUAGCGCCUCUGUCAACUCCAUGAGGUCCACGUACAGCGUGCUCAGCCCCAUCAGGCCUCAGGACGUCAGGAACAGGAGUUUUCUGGAGGGCAGCGUGCUGGGAAGCGGUGCGCUGCUCGGGGCUGAGGAGCUGGACCGCUACUUCCCUGACAGGAGACUAAACGUCUUCAUCGCCACGUGGAACAUGCAGGGGGAGAGGGGACUUCCACUCAACUUAGACGAUCUCCUCCUUCCAACUGACUCUGAAUUUGCACAAGACUUUUAUAUUAUCGGUGUUCAGGAGGGUUGUCCUGACAGGAGGGAGUGGGAGACUCGACUUCAGGAGACUCUGGGACCUUAUUACGUCAUGCUGUAUGCAGCAUCACAUGGCGUUUUGUUUCUCACUGUAUUCGUCAGAAGGGACCUCAUCUGGUUCUGCUCAGAAGUGGAACACGCCACAGUCACAACCAGGAUCAUCUCUCAGAUCAAGACCAAAGGGGCUGUGGGAAUCGCCUUCACCUUUUUUGGAACUUCCUUCCUGUUCAUCACAUCCCAUUUUACCUCUGGAGACGCCAAAGUUUACGAGAGAAUCCUCGAUUACAACAAGAUCAUCGAGGCUCUAGCUCUUCCCAAAGGCCUUCCAGACACAAACCCUUACCGCUCCACGCAGUCUGACGUCACCACGAGAUUCGACCAGGUCUUCUGGUUUGGAGACUUUAACUUCCGGCUGAGUAAGGACCGCGGUGAGGUGGAGGCCAUCAUGAGCCGCAGCACAGGAGGCGACAUGGGCCCCCUGCUGGAGCACGAUCAGCUCUCUAAGGAGAUGAAGGAGGGUUCUAUCUUUAAAGGCUUUCAAGAGGCACCAAUUCGCUUUCCCCCAACGUACAAAUUUGACGUCGGCUGCGACUUCUAUGACAGGAGUUCUAAACAGAGAACGCCUUCGUACACAGACAGGAUCGUGUUCAGGAGCAGACAGGCCGACGACAUCAAAGUCGUCAAAUACAGCAACUGCUCCGGCAUCAAGACCUCAGACCAUCGACCCGUCAUCGGUGUCUUCCAGGUCAAACUGAGACCGGGCAGAGACAAUAUUCCUCUGGGUGCGGGACAGUUCGACCGAGGCGUUUACUUGGAAGGCAUUCGGAGGAGGAUCAACAGAGAGCUGAAGAGGAGGGAAGCCAUGAAGCACCAAGGUAGCAGCACAGUCUGCGCCAUCUCUUAGACCCUUGAAGUGGAUUCUGUGGACCAGGCCGGACUGGACCAGGCUGGACUGGGUCCAACUGUUCCAGAAACAGGUGGAAAAGGACCAAAAGGAAACCAGAGUUGUCUUGAAGUCCCGCUCUGGGGAACACCAUUUAUUUAUUUCCCCUUUGUGCCUUUUUAUUUGAAAGAAGACAUAUUAACACCUUAACACUGCAGUAAACAUAGGCCAGUCUGAAAAUAACUGAUUUCGUACAGGUAGGUUUUGUGAUGCCACAAACCUCAGAAACCAUUCCUGUCAACAUGUGGGCGGGGCUCAGCUACAGGUGAGCUGAGACAGGGAGGAGACGGGGAGCAGGAGGCCUCACUAUCGUCACAUUCACAGAUUCUAUUCACAAACUAAGAAAGGGACGUGUAGAAUUGUAUUUUAAGCCGUUUUAAGGCAUUAAACCUUUUGAAUAUUUCAUUUUGGGGUACACAGAUGAUAUUUUUGGGGGAUGUAUUAAAGUACCGGAGUGGGACUCUUAACUACACAGAACCAAGUGCAGGUUGUGGUGACUGAGCAGACUGCGCCCUCUGUUGGACAUUCUGGAGAACUUUGUGUGUGUGUGUGUGUGUGUGUGUGUGUGUGCUGCUGGUCUAAGGGAGUAUCUGACUGUCCUUGAGGGCAGGGACCUUGAGGUCAGUCAGACAAGCAGAGAUUCACAGACACAGCUGCAGUCUAGCCUUUAUUUAUUCAGUUGUCGUUGUUGCUUUACUCUUCAGUCACACGCCGUGGAGCUGAUGUAACUGCAUUUCAUUUUUCUAAUUCAUUUUCUAGCCAUUUAAAAGCAUCAUGAAACCCAGUGUUAACGUGUUUGACUGAAUUUGUCAUUAUUGUUGAAAUGCCUUGUGACUUAGGGAAUCACAGGUAAGUGCAGUAAAGGUUUCGCUGCACCUCAUGCCACACUGGUCGGUUUUUACCUUUAAAGAAGGUAGCUGUUCCAUUGUUUCUAUCAUCGAGUCAAAUGGCCUGAGGUCAGCGAACACUACAGGGAUGCGGUUGUUACACGGUACUGUUGAAUUUCAAGUGUAUCUGACGUUUAAGUUUUUAAGGAACUCACUUCCUGUAAAAUAGGAUUUUAUUUAUUUACGUUAUUGCCUGUCACACAUGUUUCUCUUAUCAGGCCAAGUAAUCCUUUACAGCAGAUUCUAACUCAUUGCCUUAACCUCUCACCACCCUGCUGCGUAACCUCAUAUAUCCUGUAACCUCUCCAUGUACUGUAUGUCACAUUAAUGUAUUCCAUCAUGAAAAGUGCCUGUAGGUCUUGUUUUCAUUUCCUCAGGACCUCUUUGUCUUUUUCUAUGUUCACCUGUGAUGUCACAGAGUUAAUAAACAUUUUAAAACA